Cyprinus carpio (common carp) is the source of this 2555-nucleotide messenger RNA. Its product is annotated as protein fem-1 homolog C-like. NCBI's taxonomy places the organism in Eukaryota, Metazoa, Chordata, Actinopteri, Cypriniformes, Cyprinidae. Gene Ontology annotation, molecular function: protein binding. The record is from RefSeq and is a predicted model, not a curated record.
ACUAAGGAGAAACCCCUCAGAAUCGUCCCGUGGGCUCCGCACAGUCGCGGUAUUAAAGCGCUCGCGCUCAGUCUCGCGUCGUGACUGUUUUCGUUUACCUUUAAAUGGAAAACGCUUGAGCGAGACGGUGAUUGGACCGUUCGGCUGUCAAUCACGCACGAUGGGGCGGAGCCUUCGGUCCGUCGUCACAGACGGGGAAAUCAGCAGCAGCGCGACUCUCGUCGAGGGGACCGACAAACCGAGGCGUGGAGCAGAAAUGGACUUUAGCGCGGAAUAAUGUUGAUCUGGUGAGCCUCUGGCGGGAGUUCGCCGUGCCGAUCGUGUGUGUGUUUAAUGAGGAGGAUCGCUCCGGUGUGACAGGAAGCGGGGGAGGAAGAGCCGCAGCGACGCGCUAUUUUUAUCACUUUGUAUUAUUUGGACUCGACAUGAGCUAAAGGACCUUCACAGACUGUGUGCCUGACACCGACACGAAUAACACGUUAAAGGAGACAGCCGAGGCCGUGAAGGAUCCGGGCAACCCUAUGCCAUGGAUUUAAAAACUGCUGUUUUCAACGCCGCCCGAGACGGCAAACUGAGACUCCUCCAGAAACUCUUAGAGAAUAAGAACGAUCACGACGUCAUGAAGCUGAUAGCGGAGAAGACCAACGGAGCGACGCCGUUACUCAUGGCCGCGCGGUACGGUCACCUGGAGCUGCUGGAGUACCUGAUCGAGUGCUGCUGCGCGCCUGUGGAGGUCGGGGGCUCUGUGAACUUCGACGGCGAGAUCAUCGAGGGAGCGCCGCCGCUGUGGGCCGCCUCGGCCGCCGGACACCUGAAGGUCGUGCAGUCUCUGCUGGGACACGGCGCCUCUGUGAACAACACGACUCUCACGAACUCCACCCCGCUGAGAGCCGCCUGCUUCGACGGACACUUGGAUAUCGUCAGAUACCUGGUGGAGCACAAAGCGGAUCUGGAAGUGGCCAACAGGCACGGACACACCUGCCUCAUGAUAUCAUGUUAUAAAGGACACAAGGAGAUCGCACAGUACCUGCUGGAGAAAGGAGCUGAUGUCAACCGGAAAAGUGUGAAAGGUAACACGGCUUUACACGACUGCGCUGAGUCCGGGAGCUUGGAGAUCAUGAAGAUGCUCCUGAAGUACGGCUCCACUAUGGAGAAGGACGGUUACGGGAUGACGCCGCUGCUCUCGGCCAGCGUGACGGGACACACCAACAUCGUGGAUUUCCUCACGCAGCACCCUCAGACGAGCAGAACGGAGCGCAUCAAUGCUCUGGAGCUGCUGGGGGCCACGUUCGUGGAUAAAAAGAGAGACCUGCUGGGAGCGCUGAAGUACUGGAAGAGAGCCAUGGAUCUGCGGCACAGCGACCCCAACCACGUGCUCCUGAAGGACGAGCCCAAGCUGCUGGCGCCGGCCUACGAUUACAGCAAGGAGGUGAACACGUUCGAGGAGCUGGACAGCCUGAUCGCUGACCCUGACGACAUGCGCAUGCAAGCGCUGCUGAUUCGAGAGCGCAUCCUCGGCCCCUCGCACCCGGACACAUCCUACUACAUCCGCUACCGGGGAGCCGUCUACGCUGACUCGGGCAACUUCGAGCGCUGCAUCAAGCUGUGGAAGUACGCUCUGGACAUGCAGCAGAACAACCUGGACGCGCUCAGCCCCAUGACGGCCAGCAGCCUGCUGUCCUUCGCCGAGCUCUUCUCCUUCAUGCUGCAGGACCGAGCCAAGGGUCUGCUGGGGACCUCAGUGUCCUUCCAGGAGCUGAUGGAGAUCCUCAGCAAGAGCGUGCUGGAGAUCGAGCGCGCCAUCAAGAAGCCGCAGCCCGGCCCGGACCCAGCGCAGCUCAGCAAGGUGCUGUCCAUCAUCCUGCACCUCAUCUGCCUGCUGGAGAAAGUGCCGUGCACCGUGGAGCAGGACCACUUCAAGAAGGAGACCAUCUACAAGUUCCUGAAGCUGCAGGCCUGCGGGAAGAACGGCUUCAGUCCGCUGCACCUGGCCGUGGACAGGAACACCACCUGCGUGGGCCGCUACCCCGUCUGCAAGUUCCCCUCCUUCCAGGUCACGUCCAUCCUGCUGGAGUGCGGCGCUGAUGUGAACUGCCGCGACGAGGACGACAACAGCCCUCUGCAUGUGGCUGCGUCCAACAACCACCCCGACAUCAUGAACCUGCUGAUCUCCUGCGGCACACACUUCGACAGCACCAACUCCCUCAAACAGACGGCCUGUGACCUGCUGGACCAGAAGGAGCUGGCCAAGAACCUGAUCCAGCCCAUCAACCACACCACGCUGCAGUGUCUGGCGGCGCGCGCCAUCAUCAAACACGGCCUGGUGUACCGCGGGAACAUCCCCGAGCGGCUGGAGGCCUUCGUGCUGCUGCACAGAUAGUGACGGACGACGGCAUCGGCAUGCAGCGCUUCCAGCAGAGUCCUGUUGCGUUCGUUCUCCGUUUCGUGCUGCAGGUUUGCAUCUCCUUUGCUUUCUCUAUGCCGAGACGGUAGGAGCCGCGGGAUGCUGCGGUUUGGUUUGGUUCUCUGGAGAGGACAGGAAUGCUGUGGUCACU